This is a messenger RNA of Periophthalmus magnuspinnatus, 2815 nucleotides long. RefSeq lists its product as uncharacterized. The transcript has 9 exons. The coding region runs from base 124 to 2316 and encodes 730 amino acids. Gene Ontology annotation, molecular function: RNA polymerase II cis-regulatory region sequence-specific DNA binding; DNA-binding transcription factor activity, RNA polymerase II-specific. Lineage: Eukaryota; Metazoa; Chordata; Actinopteri; Gobiiformes; Gobiidae. Gene Ontology annotation, biological process: regulation of transcription by RNA polymerase II. The record is from RefSeq and is a predicted model, not a curated record.
GAGUUAGCUAAUCAAUCAAUCAGGCCUAUUAGCCUCGCGCCCAGGAGCGACUAGCCUCGCGACCUGCACCGCUUAAUUGAUUAUUAGUUUAGAGUUUAUUGGUUUGACUGAAGCCGAGGCGAAAUGGACGAAGACUGUGGUGUAUCUGAGGAUUUUGAUUGUCCAAGCCUUUUGUGUGAAGAACAGGAAGAUUUGGAACCAAUGAAUGACCAGCCUGUGGACAGGAAAAGGGAGGAGGAGGAGGAGGAGGAUAGGGGGGAGCGGCUCUUUAAUCAGAUAAAUAACAGAGAACAAACUGGACACAAUGAACAAGCAGGAAAUAGUGAAAAUAAUGAAGAGGAACCAGACCGAACUGAAUCGAAGGCUGUGGCGGGAGCAGAGGAGGAGGAUGGUUCUGCAGAUGGAGCGGACAAAGACAUUAAUAACAAUGAAAAAAUGGAGGAUAAAGAAACUUGUGAAGACAAAGAUGAGCAGAAAAGGGGCAGGAAGAGGCGGAGCAAAAAAAACGAGCGUUCAAGAUGUAAAAAAAGUUGUAAAGUUGUUGACGAUAAAGAGCUGACCAAAAACCCAGCUCAGGAACUUGAGAAAUGUCCAGCGGACCCCUCAUUGGAGCCCACUGUUGGGCUGAUGAACAGCAGUGAGUUGACUGAUCCCAUAUACCUGGGAUGUGGAGCCUCGGGGGUGUACUGCCCCCCUGUCGCCUUGGCUCUUUACUCCUCACAGCCUCCGGUCCAAAUCCAGCCUGCGCCUCCUGCACCCCAGGCCACCAAACGGCCCCAUAGCCCCUAUCUACAUAGUGUACCGAAGACUAACCCCCAGCCUCUUGAGAUGGCGAUAACUCAAGUCUAUUCAACAAGACGCUCAAUACGAUACUGCACGAGGGGCCGCGGGCAAUCCCUCAGCUAUCCAGUGAUGCCAGGAUUAGAAAACAUUGACAACUGCCUUCUGCCACCUGCCCCAAAGAAGAAAACUCGCACUCUCUAUAGUAUAGAUCAGUUGGAGCACUUGGAGUCCCUGUUUCAGGAAGACCACUACCCUGAUGCAGAGAAGAGGAAAGCCAUUGCUGCUUCAGUUGGGGUCACACCACAGAGAAUAAUGGUUUGGUUUCAGAACCGCAGAGCAAAGUGGAGAAAAGUGGGGCGUUCAAUCAGUGCAAAGGCUGAGCAGAAGGCGAGCCAUGCUGGACCUCACAGCAACCUCCCGCAGGCUCAAGUGACCCCUGCUCUGCUCAGUUUGCCCCUCAACAAACCACCAUCUUUUUCUGGUCACUUUGCCACAAAACUGUCUCAGAUUGCGCCCACAGCACCGACUUUCACUCCUUUGUACAGCAACCACUCAACCAGUCCAGGUCAGUCCAGAGUCCGAGAUGGAGAGCAGCUCCAGCUUUCAUCUCAGGGGGGGCUUGCGGAGUACCACCCACGCCCAAUGCAUAGCCCCCCUCCCAUACGCCGAGCCAGCCUGCCUCUGUUUACCACAGCCUACAACCCGGCCAACCCAAACCCCUCGCUCCUUAACACGCUGGCCCACACCCCACCUCUGUUUCUGGAUGCUCUAGAGGCGGGCUCCUCCCUGCCACACCAUGACACGCAGCCUCUGCAGGCUGACACCAGCUCUCUCUUUGAUUUUGGGGAGAAGCUGGAUUACCUGAGUUCAGCGCAGCAGAACAACCUCCUGUACCAGUUGCAGACAUCCUAUCCCAGCUCUCAGCCCCAACCCUGUGUUUCCUACCUCACCCCUUCCCCUUACCUCACACCUAAUCCUCCAGAUUCCAACCCCUCAUCCUACCUGACUUUUGGCCCCGGCGGCGGCUCCACUGGUGUGGUGACCUACUCAACUGGAGGCCACACCUUCUUCCAGUCCCAGAGCACAGGACAAGUGCUACUCCAAUCCACUGGUCCUCACGGUGGGAUCACUGCCUAUCAGUCAUACCCCUGGGGGAGCAUGUACAGCCAGGCCUCUCUGCACCAGCGGCCUCAGUGCCCCCCGUCAUACCCCAGCACUCUGAGCGCUCCGCGGGACCUCCAGCUGGCCCCCUCUGGCACCGCCCCUCCCUCCGUGUUCUUCACCAUAGACCAGCACUCCUCACACACACAGAUCCAUUCCAGCAGUACUACUCUGCCACCUGUGUCCACACUCAGACCCCCCAGACUCAGAGCAGAGAUCACUCCAACUAAAGCUGCUCCACUGCUGCCUGCUCAGGCCAGCCCUGCCUCUCCACAAAGCCCUCCAGUGCCCCCUUGUGUCAAGAUAGAGUACGACAGUCCUCGGGAAAUCCAUAGCCAUUUCCACUGUGACUUUUCACCAAUACAUUUUUGACUGCAUAUGUUUAAAUUAAAGUUAAAUUAUACUGUUUGUGUGUGAUGAGAAUUCAUAGGUUAUUCAUUAGUAGUUCUGUAAUAUUCUAAUUUCUGUCUUUAAUGUUUUCCAGUUUGCCAAAAAUAUUAAUGGAAAAAAAAAUCAUAGCUGGCCUUUAAUAAACACGCACUGCUUAGUGGACAUCCUUAAUUCUAUCUUUGUCGUUUGACGUUGGUUGUCAUAUGCUGUAUCUGUCAGUAGAGGGCACUGUAAAUGCUUCUAAAUUUACCAUGUGCAAAGAUCUGACACUUUGUUUCCUGGACAUCCCUCUAUCAUGGCCAGAAGGGGGAUAUGAGCAGGCGCUAAUCUGAUGAAAACGAAUACAGACACUUGUUACAACAGAGGAAGUGUCCUAUUUGAGGAAAGACGCUGCCUAAAUCCUAAUCUUUAUUGCCAUCUGCUGUGUUCACACACGGUGCACUCUCCGCUCUGUUUGUUCAUCACAUCACCCUCAUGUGCU